UCCGCCAACCGCUGACAACCGAGUAGGACAGGACACUGUCUCUCUCUCUCUCUCUUACUCACGGUGUAGGGAAUAAAACCGAUACCGUUCCAGAAUACUAAUUCUAGGAAAUAUCAGUCGCCAUUCAUCACCAGCUGUACAGAGAACAGCCUUGCACAAGAGCAUCUUUGCUUUGGUGAAGGAAAGGACACAGACAGAGGACACCGCGCGCGACAUCCUGAAAAGGGAGCUUUAUAUUUUUUUUGGCCAUUUCGGGUUGCAUUUCCUCAUUCUACCACAUUCAGGACGUUUCGGAUCAUAAUUCUUAGAAUUUGUUUUAUUUUUUAAUUUCUAGUGAGAUCCGGAAAAUCCGGUAGCCUACGUCACCGACGUAACCUCUCGCGUUACGUAACACCGAGGAGCGCAACCGUGCGCCAAAUCCCUCAUGUCAAGACGCACACCUAUGUGUUCAUUAUAGGAUCUGAAGAAGAGCCGCAUAUCUAUUCUUGUUAUUUGUGCACCAUUAUUUAGGCUGCUUGCUUUGGAUCCAGGUUCUAUUUGUCGGCCACCAGCCUAUGUUCUUGCUCCGUCGGUUCAUUCCUUAGUGCGAAACGGAUUGGUGAGGAAAAAAAAACAUGUCGGGCCAGACGCUGACGGAUCGCAUCGCCGCCGCGCAGUACCAGCUCACCGGCUCGGACGUGGCUCGGGCUGUGUGUAAAGCUACCACACACGAGGUGAUGGCGCCUAAGAAGAAGCACCUGGACUAUCUGAUCUCCGCCACCAAUGAGACCAACGUGAACAUCCCACAGAUGGCUGACACUUUGUUCGAGAGGGCCAUGAAUGCCAGCUGGGUGGUUGUCUUCAAAGCACUCGUCACCACACACCACAUGUGUAUCCAUGGCAACGAGAGGUUUAUCCAGUACCUGGCCUCCAGGAAUUCACUGUUCAACCUCAGCAAUUUUAUCGACAAAACCGGUACUCAUGGCUACGACAUGUCUACAUUUAUCAGACGAUAUGCGCGGUACCUCAACGAGAAAGCGUACUCUUACCGUGCAAUGGCCUUCGAUUUCACUCGAGUCAAGAAAGGUGCUGAAGGAGUGAUGAGGACUAUGGCUCCUGAGAAACUGCUUAAAGCUAUGCCAGCUUUGCAGACUCAAGUGGACACCCUACUGGAAUUUGAUGUUCAUCCCAAAGACUUGAACAAUGGCAUCAUCAAUGCGGCUUUCAUGCUUCUCUUCAAGGACCUGAUUAAACUCUUUGCCUCCUACAAUGAUGGAAUUAUUAAUUUAUUAGAGAAAUAUUUCAAAAUGAAGAAGUCUGACUGCAAGGAGUCGCUUGAGAUCUAUAAGAAGUUUCUGACUCGAGUAACUAAGAUUUCAGAGUUUAUGAAAAUUGCAGAGCAAGUUGGCGUGGACAAAAAUGACAUUCCUGACAUAUCUUAUGCCCCCAGCAGUAUUCUGGAAUCUCUGGAGACACACAUGAACAGUCUAGAGGGAAAGAAAGGAGAGGGGUCUCCGACAAAGGGAUCACCCACCAACAACGUCUCUCCAACGUCCACUCCCUCCAAAUCUGCAGCCUCUGUGCCCACCCUGGAGCCGCCGCCCACCGAGGCUGCGUCUGCUGCUGCUGCGCCCGCUCCUGCCGAGCCUGCCACUGAUUCUCUGCUGGACUUGGAUCCGUUGUCUUCUUCAGGGCCACCUGCUUCAUCUGCUCCAACAUCCUGGGGAGAUCUUUUGGGGUCAGAAUUCGGUUCCCUCACUACGGAGACUCUCCUCCCUGAUCCCACCCCUGCUGUAGACUCUACCUCUCCUGCGACAGCUGUGUCUAGUGCCCCAGCUGGUGAAGGCGCUGCUUCUGUAGCCCCUCCCUCUACCGCUGCUGGCCCAACCCCGAGCUCGGCGGAUCUCCUAGGAGGUGCGUUUGGAAGCCCAGCAGCUGAACCAACCUCUGCUGUGGAGACGGGGGGUUCAGCCAACGCGACUGCCCCUGCCACUGAUGCUUCUGCUGCAAAUGACCCAUUUGCCCCAGCUGCGGAUUGUGCGACUGUUUCCCCACAGCUGGACAUGUUCUCCAUGCAGCCCGCGGAGAGCAGCGCCUCCUUAUUCGGCUCUGUGUCACCUGCCACAGUUCAGACCCCACUCAUCUCCAGCAUGUCCAUCACUCCAGCCCCUGCAGCUCCCACGAUAGAUCUGUUUAGUGGUUUUUUUGAUUCCAUACCUGAACCAUCUGUACCCAAAUCAGAGCGUGCUCCCAGUCUAGACCUGUUUUCCUCAGAUGUGUUCAGCCCACCUCCUGCUGCUCUCUCCGCCCCUGUGAGCUGGCUGGACAGUGGUGCAGCUCUGGAUUUGGUCGGGGACUCUGCAGGUGCAGGCAAUGGCCAACCCACAGCUCCAGCACCAGCAACAUCUGCAGGAGGAGAUCUAAUGGGAGCGUUCGGUGUCUUGGGGGAUAUGCUCAUGCCAGCCAUGGCUCCUCAGCCAGCUGGAGCAGCACCCAUGGCAGCCUCACCAGUUAAACCAAUGGGAGGGGAUCUGGACUCUACUAUGGCCAGUUUAGCUGGAAAUCUGGGAAUGGGGACCCAGAAGCCGGGUGAAGCAGCAGGAGGGGCGAACUGGCAAGCGCAGGUAGCAGCCCCUAGCUGGGGCAUGCCCAUGCCUGUGCCCUCCAUGGUCUCUCCUCUCAUGGGGUCCCACUUGCCAUAUGGCAUGCCCGGUGCAACAGGUGCGGCUCCCAUGAUGUUCCCCCAGCAGCCUAUGAUGAGACCGCAGUUUCCUGCAGCAGGAGCACCUGCAGCACCGAUGUCUUCUGGAAUGACCCAGAGCCCCAGAAAGCCUCCUCCUCCCAAAGAUCCCCUUGCUGACCUGAACAUCAAGGACUUCCUAUAGGUCACCAUCAGCACGUCAGCGACUAUGACCCUGAGGAAAUGGAUGUGUGCAUUUCUUUUCAGACCAGUAUCCUCAGGGUCUACUUCCAUCCCUCCUUCUCUCUUUCUGUCUAAUGUUGUAUUACAACCUGUGAAAGUGAUAAUGUAUAUGUGUGUGUGCGUAUUUUAAUGUUUCCAGGCUAUAUUUAAAAAGACAACCCAUAAAAAAAGGUAUUGAUGGAUGCAUCCUUGUACAUCCGCAGUGGUGGAUGUGUAUUCUUUUUUGUUUUUUCCAGCCUGUUUUUUUUCUGUGAGGAACCCAAACAGAUGUAAUGUAACCCAAACAGGUGUAAUGUUUUCUGUGGAGAAAAAUAAUGUGUUUGAUGUGGUACAUAUCACUGGGCUCACUGGAUCCAUGUUGUCAUUGAAGUAUUAGUUGUCUAGCUCUUAGCCAUACAGUUUCUGGGACCACAUGAAUGAACAUAGCAUUAACGGACGUAUUAAGGUUUGUGUAGCAUCUCCGCUCUGUUUUUGCUAAUGACUUGCUUUUCUUCCUCUUCUGUCAGUGACAUGUGACACGCAACAUUGGACAAGGCCUAUUAACAACCAAUAUGCAUUUGGAAUAUUUUAUCUUUAGUCUUUAUUUUGAGAUAAAAGAAUCUAUUUUAGUUAUGUUGAAAGUACUUUAUGUAUUAAAAGAGGUGGUACAAAAUAUUUCCGGUUGUAAAAAUACAUGUAUUCCUGCCACCUGAAUGCAAUCUAGCUCUGUUUAACAGCACCUUGUAGUGAAUUGUGGUAGUGCACAAGAGCACAACAGUUCCUUGGAUCUUAAACUGGAGCAAGAUGGCAAGAUAUUUACAAAUUACAUCUACAAAACCAUCUACCAUUGGUUUUACCAUCAGUCCAUUAUACUGACUAAACUGGCUUUUUGAUGUUUUGAUCCAUUGCAGUAAGGAAAUGUGGAAAAAAAAAAACCCUGGUUGGUGGAAAGACUGGUGGAAUAAUGUUAUAUUAACAAUGGAUGUGCUGGUUAGUUUUGUUUUCUUUUUUGGUGGAUCUUAAUUUUUUGGAUGUAAUAACCCCCCUCUGUCCCGAUAUUCUUCUGUGCAUGUAAGUCCUGUUGAAAUGCAAUAAACAGUUACCUGGAAAACA
Messenger RNA from Pangasianodon hypophthalmus (striped catfish), 3994 nucleotides. It is a transcript of the gene snap91b, whose product is annotated as synaptosome associated protein 91b. Bases 615 to 2864 code for a protein of 749 amino acids. Gene Ontology annotation, cellular component: extrinsic component of presynaptic endocytic zone membrane; clathrin-coated vesicle; clathrin-coated pit. The record is from RefSeq and is a predicted model, not a curated record. Gene Ontology annotation, biological process: synaptic vesicle budding from presynaptic endocytic zone membrane; clathrin coat assembly; clathrin-dependent endocytosis. The transcript has 27 exons. Gene Ontology annotation, molecular function: SNARE binding; clathrin heavy chain binding; phosphatidylinositol-4,5-bisphosphate binding. NCBI's taxonomy places the organism in Eukaryota, Metazoa, Chordata, Actinopteri, Siluriformes, Pangasiidae.